UUGCUCCUAACCACGAUGGCGACCGAACAGACUGCGCCGGAGCCCGCCCCCGCGAGCGCUGCCCACUACGAGAUGAACGUACACUUGCACGGCGGGAAGAGCGGCGCAGGCGGGGCUGCACAGGGCCGGGGCGGGCGAGGCGGAAAGGGCCAGGGCGGUCGGCUCAGCGUGUAUGCCGACAACGCCGUGAUCCACCAGCAUCCAAUGUGUGUAGUCCUCAUCCUUCACUGA
Molecule: messenger RNA, 231 nt
Organism: Mycena indigotica
Lineage: Eukaryota; Fungi; Basidiomycota; Agaricomycetes; Agaricales; Mycenaceae
Exons: 2
Coding region: 16-231 (71 amino acids)
Source: RefSeq, a predicted model, not a curated record